AUGCAGGCCAACAUUUCCAAGGCCAUUAGUGCAUGUGCUGAAGUUGUCAAGGCUCUUGUGAAGCCCAAGGAGGUUAAGCCUAAGACUGCAACAGGCGGCAGCUGUAAGCUCACUCGACUUGACUACGUUGCUCAUCCCAAGUUCAAGAAGUGUGCUUGUGCCCACAUCGCCAAGGGUCUCGGACUCUGCUGGCCAAAGUCGCAGGCCAAGGCUCAAACCAAGGCUAAGGCACCUGAGGCUCCAGCUCAGGCUGCCAAAGACGCCCAGACCCCCACCAAGGCUCCAGGGUAG
Rangifer tarandus platyrhynchus (Svalbard reindeer) is the source of this 291-nucleotide messenger RNA. The record is from the annotation of a GenBank genome assembly. Lineage: Eukaryota; Metazoa; Chordata; Mammalia; Artiodactyla; Cervidae.